Molecule: messenger RNA, 1209 nt
Organism: Serpula lacrymans var. lacrymans S7.9
Lineage: Eukaryota; Fungi; Basidiomycota; Agaricomycetes; Boletales; Serpulaceae
Exons: 11
Coding region: 1-1209 (402 amino acids)
Source: RefSeq, a predicted model, not a curated record
AUGAAUAUUGACCACCAGCACCUGAUCAGUAAGAUGGAAGGCUUUGCUACGCAAGGGAUACAAGGUGCUGCUAAAAACCAUCAGCAGCGAGUUUCAGAACUCCGGUCAAAGAUCCGAGAACUAAUAAAUCAGCAGCUAAGAGUCAUAACCGAUGACCCAAAGGCAAAGAUGCACUGGAAAAACUAUUGGAGGAACAUUAUACAGUGCUACCAGAUUGUCAUUGAGGGCUGGCCCGAACAUAUUCCUUUUGCAAACCUCAGUGAAGUAUCAAGUGGCCUUCCAGAUUUAGAAAUGCUCUUGCACAAAUGGGAAUCUGGGGAGAUUCACUGGAGACAGCUCAGUGAAACAGGGGGAAGGAGCAGCUCUAGAAGAAUGUAUAAGAACACAGAGAUGGCGAACAGUGAUGAAGAAAAUUACUUGCCUGACCCUAGCGCUGCUGCAAAUACUCAACAGAUUGUUGGCACAGCUGCCACUGGAGCUUCCAUCAACAUGCCUACAUCGUCUACCCAGCACAUCCACUGGUUUGAGCACACUUCCUUUGCAGAUGAACAAGCACUGUUCAACAGCAACAGCAUCACGCCUAAUUUUACUGCAGAGCUCAACCGAAUGCUAGCAGAACUCAACCCAGGCAAUGCUACUGACAUGAUGAACUUUUAUGUGGGACUGGUUUUAGCCCUGGUGCUGGCUGACUUCGGACAUAGAGCCUUACAAUACUGGAUGACACAUGUGACCACCCAGUCUUACAAGGCUUAUACAUCGGGUAACCUAGGUGGUGCAGGCAAGACACUGCCUUUCAUUAUCCCAUCUUUCAUUCAUACAGACCACCUAACUGUUGUUAUAUCACCACUGAAAGCUUUAGAAGAAGCACAGUCACAGCAGUUCCUUCGUUGGGAAGUUUUGUCAACAGUUGUGAAUGAGGAUACAUACAGUCAUGACUUACACAAGUGGGGAGGUGAUUUUUGCCCUGCGUAUUCAAAGCUUAGCCAGCUUCAAUCAUUUGUACCACUCGGCAUACCUAUCUAUGCCACCUCUGCCACCAUGACACCAGAUGUUCUUGCCAACAUUCACAAACAGCUACAUAUCAAUAGCAAUGACAGACCUAAUAUCACACCCGAAGUGGAGGUCAUCCCCAGAUCUUUGUAUUACCCUGCGCUAGACUUCCUCAUGAGCAGAGUUGAGCAUACAUUUGAGAAGGUUCUUACCUCCUAG